Pollicipes pollicipes is the source of this 1789-nucleotide messenger RNA. Its product is annotated as tubulin alpha-1C chain-like. Gene Ontology annotation, biological process: microtubule-based process. NCBI's taxonomy places the organism in Eukaryota, Metazoa, Arthropoda, Thecostraca, Pollicipedomorpha, Pollicipedidae. Gene Ontology annotation, cellular component: microtubule. The record is from RefSeq and is a predicted model, not a curated record. Gene Ontology annotation, molecular function: GTP binding; structural constituent of cytoskeleton. The coding region runs from base 71 to 1417 and encodes 448 amino acids. The transcript has a single exon.
UAGCCCACCCAGGAGCUCUAUCGUAGCUUGGUAAGCCAGUGUCGUGAAAAAAACAGAGAAAUCUGCCGCUAUGCGUGAGGUGAUCAGCGUACACAUCGGGCAGGCGGGUGUCCAGAUGGGCAACGCCUGCUGGGAGCUCUACUGUCUGGAGCACGGCAUCAUGCCGGACGGCCAGAUGCCGUCCGACGAGUCCAUCGGUGUUGCCGACGACAGCUUCAACACGUUCUUCUCGGAAACGGGGAGCGGCAAGCACGUGCCUCGAGCUGUGUUUGUCGACCUGGAGCCGACCGUCGUGGAUGAAGUCCGCACGGGCACGUACCGUCAACUAUUCCACCCAUCCCAGCUGCAGACGGGCAAGGAAGACGCGGCCAAUAACUACGCCCGAGGUCACUACACCAUCGGCAAGGAGAUAAUCGACACCACCAUGGACACAAUCAGGAAGAUGGUAGACCAAUGCAGUGGGCUACAAGGCUUCCUACUGUUCCACUCGUUUGGCGGUGGUACCGGCUCCGGCUUUACGUCGCUUUUCAUGGAGAAGCUGUCGAUCGACUAUGCCAAGAAGUCCAAACUGUGCUUUUCCAUCUACCCGGCGCCGCAGGUGGCCACAGCUGUCGUGGAGCCGUACAACGCUGUUCUGUUCACGCAUACCACUUUGGAUCAUAUUGACGUAGAGUUCAUGGUCGACAACGAGGCUAUCUACCAACUGGCGCAAAAGAACCUGGACAUCGAGCGGCCGACUUACACCAAUCUGAACCGGCUCAUCAGCCAGAUCGUCUCUUCCAUCACCGCCUCGCUCCGCUUCGACGGCGCUCUGAACGUCGAUCUGGCCGAGUUCCAGACCAACCUGGUGCCGUACCCGCGCAUCCACUUCCCCCUGGUCACGUACGCGCCGAUCAUCUCGGCCGCGAAGGCGCAGCACGAGAAAAUGUCCGUGUCAGAGAUCACCCCGGCCUGCUUUGAGCCGGGCAACCAGAUGGUCAAGUGUGACCCGAGGACGGGCAAGUACAUGGCCUGCUGCCUCCUGUACCGCGGCGAUGUCGUGCCCAAGGACGUCAACGCCGCCAUCGCCUCCAUGAAGUCCAAGCGUACAAUUGAGUUCGUCGACUGGUGUCCCACCGGCUUCAAGGUCGGAGUUAACUACCAGCCGCCGACGGUGGUGCCUGGCGGUGACCUGGCCAAGGUAAUGCGCGCUGUAUGCAUGCUCUCCAACACCACCGCCAUCAAGGAGGCUUGGGGUCGGCUGGACCACAAGUUUGACGUCAUGUAUUCCAAGAGAGCCUUCGUCCACUGGUAUGUCAGUGAAGGCAUGGAGGAGGGAGAAUUCUCCGAGGCACGUGAAGACCUGGCUGCCCUAGAGAAGGAUUAUGAAGAAGUGGAGCAAGGAGUCAUCGACGACGAUGAGGACGAUGACUACUGAGCCGCCGGAAGAGAACCAGGGGUACUGUGGGAAGGGCACCGAGGAGCCUGCGACACGCACAUAAUUGUUGAAAUAUGUGUUGUUUGUCAGUAAGUAAUCGUGCGACUCAGCACGUUGACUUUUCCACCCGUCUCAGCCGCACGCAGUCGAGGAAGACGCCGUCAGCAACUACGCUCAGUGCCGUCAACCACCGCCGGCAAAAAAGUCGAGAAAACAUUUUUACUUCCAACAGCAGUAGCUGAAAAUUCUCACUCAUGUGGGCGUCAGAUCCAGAUGUUAUAUGCCAAAGUGUUUCUCUUCCCCUUCAUAUAUUCACGUAUAUUUGUAUAGCCAGCAACAAUAAAUGUUUAUCCCUUACAAGCUGCAGUAUUG